UGACCUUCAGCGGGGCUGUGGUGGAGGCGCCGCCAUGUUCGCCCGCGGCGCCGCCGUCGCCCUUUACCAGCCGCAAUGGGGCCAAGUGAGGAAUAUGGCAACUCUGAAAGAUAUUACCAGACGCUUAAAAUCCAUCAAGAACAUUCAGAAAAUUACCAAGUCCAUGAAGAUGGUUUCUGCAGCAAAAUAUGCAAGAGCUGAGAGGGAACUGAAGCCUGCUAGAAUAUAUGGAACAGGAGCACUGGCUCUUUAUGAGAAAGCAGAAAUUAAAGCACCYGAGGAGAAGAAGAAGUAUCUCCUUAUCGGUGUGUCCUCUGAUCGAGGUCUCUGUGGAGCUAUUCACACAUCCAUUGCCAAGACCCUGAAGAAUGAGAUUACCAACCUCUCAAACGCAGGGAAAGAAGUUAUGGUGGUUGGAGUAGGUGACAAAAUCAGAGGCCUCCUUCAAAGGACACAUGGCAACUACUUCCUGAUGACGUUYAAAGAAGUAGGACGGAGACCUCCCAGCUUUGGAGAUGCUUCAGUCAUUGCUUCAGAGCUGCUGAACUCUGGGUUUGAAUUUGAUGAAGGAUCCGUCAUCUACAAUCGGUUCAGAUCUGUCAUCUCCUACAAGACUGAUGAAAAACCAAUAUUCUCUUUUGAAACAGUUGCUGGUUCUGAGAGCCUUAGUAUCUAUGAUGAUAUUGAUGCUGAUGUGCUGAGAAACUACCAGGAAUUCACACUAGCAAAUAUUCUGUACUACUCCCUUAAAGAAUCCACCACCAGCGAGCAGAGUGCUAGAAUGACCGCUAUGGACAACGCCAGCAAAAAUGCUUCUGAGAUGAUUGACAAACUGACCUUGACAUUCAAUCGUACCCGCCAAGCUGUAAUUACCAAGGAGCUUAUUGAGAUCAUCUCUGGUGCUGCUGCUCUGUGA
This is a messenger RNA of Nothoprocta perdicaria, 916 nucleotides long. It is a transcript of the gene ATP5F1C, whose product is annotated as ATP synthase F1 subunit gamma. Gene Ontology annotation, molecular function: proton-transporting ATP synthase activity, rotational mechanism. Gene Ontology annotation, biological process: proton motive force-driven ATP synthesis. Bases 35 to 916 code for a protein of 293 amino acids. The record is from RefSeq and is a predicted model, not a curated record. The transcript has 8 exons. Lineage: Eukaryota; Metazoa; Chordata; Aves; Tinamiformes; Tinamidae.